GGAGGAGGAGGAGGAGGAGGAAGGCUGGGCUGUGUGACCGGGGGCCGUGGCCAUGGAGGAGUGGCGGCAGUGCGGGCGAUGGCUCAUCGACUGCAAAGUUUUGCCCCCGAACCACCGGGUGGUUUGGCCGUCGGCGGUGGUUUUCGACCUGGCGCAGGCGCUGCGGGACGGGGUGCUGCUCUGCCAGCUGCUCCACAACCUCUCCCCCGGCUCCAUCGACCUCAAGGACAUCAACUUCAGGCCGCAGAUGUCCCAGUUUCUCUGUUUGAAGAACAUCCGAACCUUCCUAAAAGUGUGUCACGACAAAUUUGGGUUACGAAACAGCGAUCUGUUUGAUCCCUUUGACCUCUUUGAUGUACGGGACUUUGGAAAGGUGAUCUCUGCAGUAUCCAGACUCUCCUUCCACAGUAUUGCUCAAACCAAAGGAAUUAGGCCCUUCCCGUCAGAGGAAACCACGGAAAAUGAUGACGACGUGUAUCGGAGCUUGGAGGAGCUGGCAGACGAACAUGAUCUGGGGGAGGAUAUUUAUGACUGCGUCCCCUGUGAAGAUGAAGGCGAUGAUAUCUAUGAAGAUAUCAUCAGAGUGGAAGUUCAGCAGCCCAUGAAAAUGGGAAUGACGGAAGAUGACAAAAGAAAUUGCUGUUUGCUAGAAAUCCAAGAAACUGAGGCCAAAUACUACAAAACACUUGAAGAUAUAGAAAAGAACUACAUGAACCCACUGAGGCUGGUACUGACUCCCCAAGAUAUGGAAGCUAUUUUUAUCAAUUUGGAGGACCUCAUUAAAGUGCACUUCAGUUUCCUGAGAGCCAUCGAUGUCUCUAUGAUGUCUGGAGGAAGCAGCCUGGCAAAAGUGUUUCUGGAAUUCAAAGAGAGGCUGCUGAUUUAUGGCAAAUACUGCAGCCACAUGGAGUACGCCCAGAACACGCUCAACCACCUCCUGGCCAACAGGGAGGAUGUCCGGCAGAAGGUGGAGGAAUGCACGCUGAAGGUUCAGGAUGGGAAAUUUAAACUGCAAGAUCUGCUGGUGGUUCCAAUGCAAAGAGUUCUGAAAUACCAUCUCCUGUUAAAAGAGCUGCUCAGCCAUUCGUCAGACCGACCAGAGAAGCAACAGCUGAAGGAGGCUCUGGAGGCGAUGCAGGAUUUGGCUAUGUACAUAAAUGAAGUAAAGCGGGACAAAGAGACUUUAAAGAAAAUCAGUGAAUUUCAGAGCUCUAUAGAAAAUCUGCAAGUGAAGCUGGAGGAGUUCGGGAGGCCAAAGAUCGAUGGGGAGCUGAAGGUCCGCUCCAUAGUCAACCACACCAAGCAGGACAGGUAUUUAUUUUUAUUUGAUAAAGUGGUGAUCGUCUGCAAAAGGAAAGGAUACAAUUAUGAGUUGAAAGAAAUUAUUGAGCUGCUGUUCCACAAGAUGACUGAUGACCCUAUGAACAACAAGGACAUUAAGAAGUCUCAUGGAAAAAUGUGGUCAUAUGGCUUCUACCUAAUUCACCUCCAAGGGAAGCAGGGCUUCCAGUUCUUCUGCAAGACGGAGGAGAUGAAGAGGAAGUGGAUGGAGCAGUUUGAAAUGGCAAUGUCCAACAUAAAGCCAGAGAAAGCCAAUGCAAAUCACCAUAACUUUCAGAUGUACACAUUUGAAAAGACAACCAACUGCAAAGCCUGCAGGAUGUUCCUGAGAGGAACCUUCUACCAGGGCUAUCUUUGCCCCAAAUGUGGAGCAGGUGCUCAUAAGGAGUGUUUGGAGAUCAUUCCUCCCUGCAAGAUGGGUUCUUCAGCAGACCAGGAUUCGAUGAGUGCUGGACCUGGUCCUAAAAUGGUGGCGGUUCAGAAUUACCAUGGAAACCCGGCCCCUCCGGGAAAGCCAGUGCUGACGUUUCAAAUUGGGGAUGUGAUUGAGCUGUUGAGAGGAGACCCUGACUCGCCGUGGUGGGAGGGGCGGCUGCUGCAGACGAAGAAGUCGGGUUAUUUUCCCAGCUCAUCAGUAAAGCCCUGCCCCGUUGAUGCAAGACCCCCCAACAGCCGGCCGCCCUCGCGGGAGAUAGACUACACAGCGUACCCAUGGUUCGCAGGGAACAUGGAGCGGCAGCAGACAGACAACCUGCUCAAGUCUCACGUCAGCGGCACCUACCUGAUCCGGGAGCGGCCAGCUGAGGCCGAGCGCUUUGCCAUCAGUAUUAAGUUCAAUGAUGAGGUAAAGCACAUCAAGGUGGUGGAGAAGGACAACUGGAUUCACAUCACGGAAGCCAAGAAGUUUGAAAGCUUGCUGGAGCUGGUUGAGUACUACCAGAGCCACUCGCUGAAGGAAAGCUUCAAGCAGCUGGACACAACGCUGAAAUACCCCUAUAAAUCUCGGGAGCGCUCUACCUCCAGGACCUUCACUCGCUCUCCAGCCUCCUGCGCUUCCUACAACUUUUCUUUUCUCAGUCCUCAGGGCUUCAACUUUUCUUCUCAGAGCUCCUCCAGUCCCUUCUGGUCAGUGUUCACCCCACGGGUCAUAGGGACAGCGGUGGCACGAUACAACUUUGCGGCACGGGACAUGCGGGAGCUCUCGCUGAGAGAGGGUGACGUGGUGAAGAUCUACAGCAGGAUUGGCGGGGACCAGGGAUGGUGGAAGGGAGAAACCAAUGGAAGAGUUGGCUGGUUUCCAUCGACAUACGUGGAAGAAGAAGGGGUGCAAUGACUGUGGGGAUGUCUGUUGGAAAGUCAUCGAUUGCCCAGAACGAGCCGCUGCAGACCGUGCACACUUGUCCUGAUGCCCGUGGCUCCCCGUGACACGUGGCUGGACGCCUCCCAGGACUGCUCUCGCAGCCUCUUUAGCAAUCCGUUCCUCUGUACAGUGUGUGUGUGUGCGCGUGCGUCGGGGCCAUCGCCGGCCUCGCUCCUGUUACGUGUAUAGAAGAUUGAUGGUCUGUCAGAUAACGUUCGUUUAGCAGCUGUGGAAGAGUCCUGGGAAAGCUGCAUUCUCCUGCGUGGACAGAGCUGAGAGACUCUGUGUGGUGCCCACUGGAGGAUGGGGUCCAAACCCCUUUUAGUAAAGGUGUUUUAAAAGCCACCGUGGUGGUGGUGGUGGUGGUGGUGGGUGGGUGAGGCUGAAGGUUUGCACUUGGACUGGUGCCUGGGUGUGCUGACGUAAGAAUUUGGGGGUGUCAGAGAGGGGGGAGUGACUCAGCCCUGAGGAGAUGACACAGACCCUGCCAUGCCGCUCGGGUGGGCUCUCCAGGUCAGGAUUUCGGCAGUCUGCCUGGCAGCCCUGUGGCAGCAUCAUGUUAUGGCCGAGGCGAAGGGACAGAGCGGGGAGAGCCAACCCAGGAGGAGGAGAUGGCUGUUGCUCAUCUCUGCAGGAUGCCAGCUGUGGCACCAGGAGCGCAUUUUGACCGUCAGACAUGGGCUUGAAGUGGACCUCCAGGUCAGACAGGAGGGAAAAAGAGCCACUUUGGCAUCCCAAGCCUAUUUUCUCUGCAACUACCUUUGGUCCCACCAGCCUUGCUGCAGGCAGCGGGGAUGCUUACUGGUCCCACUGGUGAGCAGAAGGUCACGGUGCAUUGCAGGACUGGAGACUCGCUUUGCCUCACGAGGGUUUUGGUGGCCACCGAGGCACCAGGUACACACAGAGGAGUGGACAGGAGUGUGUCCCCCUGGAUAUGUCCUCCCCACGCUCCCAGCUGGCUCCUGCUGUGGGCACUUCUUGCAGUCGUGACACAUCCCACCUUGCUGAGCUCGGGGGGUGAACCCACCGGAGUAAGGGCUAUGGUAUGAAGACCUGAUUUCUCUUGCUGAGUUGUGAAAGCAUCUCUUCCUCCCCAGCUCUGUGCACUUUUGGGGGCUGUGAGCAUUGUCCCCUUUUUUCCUCCCACAGGCUGUUACUGCUGCUGCUGUCAAGUAAAGGUCCGUCUGUCUUGGCGUUGCCGCUUUGUCCUGAGCACCGUCCAUCCGAGUCUGUUCUUUCCAAAGUGCAGCUCCUGUGGUUGAUAGGCAGAGCUGCUGGGUGGAAAUCCCAGCCUUCGACUUGUGGUGUCCCCACCAUGCACUGUGUCCCUCGCGCAGGUCUAGGAGGCGCCCGCGUCGGGUGGGUGGGUGGUCCUUGGCACGGGAGGGGACCACGGCUGCAUCCAAGUUGCAAAUGGAACAGCGGCACCCUGGUCAGUAUAAUAAAGCGUUUAGGACUCUCAAAGAAAAGGGAAAGACAUUAACUUGCAAAUUAAAUGUUGUUGCUCAGUGACAAGGCUAGAGCUGCCCUACUUUGCUGCCUGUUCCUCCUGGAGCCCCGCGAGUGCGCCCGCUUUCGGUGCCAGGGGAAGCGAGAUGGGUGCAGCUGGGGUCUGGCUGGGGUGGAUGCCCACCGGGGAUCUUGCUCUGCGAGGUGAUGGGGACACGGACGGGCUCAGGGCUUUCCCAAGGUACUGUUUGGUGCUAACCUCUCCUGGCCAUCCCCUUGGUGCUCAGCUCGGGGUGCUCUGCUCCGCUUCCUGGAGCGGUACUGGAGCUGAGGGUGUAUUUAAGGGGCGAUGAGGUGCUCGCACACACCCCCAAGACAAACUCAUGAUGGCUUUUCUUAUGCCUCAGAUCCUAAAGCCUUACGUGACCCUCCUGUUUAUCGUAGUUGAUUUUGUGAGGCGGUGAGGGCAUCCCCGUUGGAAGAGCACAUAUUCCAUCAUGGGGACCAUGGCACCACCUGUCCCUCACACCCCAGGGGGAUCCUCAGCCUCCGCCACCGCCUGUGCUUCCCUCCCGGCCAAAUCCCGCUGCCCUUCGGAGAGCUCUCCCUCUUGUGUUUACUGUUGUAAGAAACUCGUUAAAAAGAUUGUUUUGUUUGUAAGUAAUUAUUCAGCCAUUUGCCACAAUAUAUAUCUGUGAAUAAGAAAGGGAAAUGUUUUUUUUUUUUUAUGAUGGCAAGAAAAUUGUAUAUAUAUUUUAGUUCGUCGCAGAUCGUUCAGAAUUGCAAUGGGAUGCAUUGGAAAAUAAUAUGUAAAUUCCUUGGGGUUUUCCUUUGCACUGCACUAACUUGGGGUAGGGUGGAGGGGGUUUGAAGAUCAAGCUGUUUGUUUAUGGAAUAGUUUAUAGCUGGGAAUUUGGAAAUCAUUUGGAAUAGCUUGUAAUGCUGGAAUAGAAACUUUAGCUGCUACUUAGAAACCCUUUUGCAUGUGGUUUUUCCAGAUCUUUUUAAGUUACAAUACAUCAAAGUAAAUUCCACAAUGAAAAAAUAAA
Messenger RNA from Cuculus canorus (common cuckoo), 5199 nucleotides. RefSeq names its product vav guanine nucleotide exchange factor 2 (gene VAV2). Lineage: Eukaryota; Metazoa; Chordata; Aves; Cuculiformes; Cuculidae. The record is from RefSeq and is a predicted model, not a curated record. Gene Ontology annotation, molecular function: guanyl-nucleotide exchange factor activity; protein binding. Gene Ontology annotation, cellular component: cytoplasm. The transcript is spliced from 29 exons. Gene Ontology annotation, biological process: intracellular signal transduction; cell migration; regulation of GTPase activity. Bases 53 to 2674 code for a protein of 873 amino acids.